AUGAGCUCUGCAGAAGGGCGGCUCGGCGACUCAGCGACUCGGCUGCUGGGCGGCUCGGCUCCCGGGCGGCUCGGCGGCAGGGCGACUCGGGUGCAGGGCGGCUCGGCUCCCGGGCGGCUCGGCGGCAGGGCGGCUCGGGUGCAGGGCGGCUCGGCUCCCGGGCGACUCGGCGGCAGGGCGGCUCGGGUGCCAGGUGGCUCGGGUGCGGGGCGGCUCGGUCGCACUGCUGCUCGGCUGGUGCAGGUGGGGUGGCGGGGCCGCGAGACCAGGGGCGGCGGGGCCGGUGAAGCAGGGCCGGCAGGUGUAGCGGCGGGGACGGCGGGUGCAGCGGCGGGGCCGUCAGGUGCAGCGGCGGGGCCGGCAGAGGGGAUGGCGGGGCCGUCAGAGGGGACGGCGGGGCCGUCAGGUGCAGUGGCUGGGCCGGCAGAGGGGACGGCGGGGCCGUCAGGUGCAGCGGCGGGGCCGGCAGGUGGGACGGCGGGGCCGUCAGGUGCAGCGGCGGGGCCGGUAGGUGCAGCGGCGGGCCGGCAGAGGGGACGGCGGGGCCGUCAGGUGCAGCUGCGGGGCCGGCAGAGGGAACGGCAGGGCUGUCAGGUGCAGCGGCGGGGCCGGCAGGUGCAGCGGCGGGGCCGGCAGAGCAGGCGGCGGGGCCGCGUCGUAGCAGGCGGCGAGGCCGCGCCUGAGCAGGCAGCGGGGCCGCGUCGUAGCGGGCGGCGGGGCCGCGGCUGA
Closterium sp. NIES-65 is the source of this 729-nucleotide messenger RNA. The record is from the annotation of a GenBank genome assembly. NCBI's taxonomy places the organism in Eukaryota, Viridiplantae, Streptophyta, Zygnematophyceae, Desmidiales, Closteriaceae.